UAUAAUGACAAUACGAUAUGUCAAUGUCAAACUUAACUGUCACUGUCAACGUUUGUUGAACUUUUGUUGAUUUUUGAUGACUUGCCGUUUAUCUCGUACAUCUUAAUAUUUCUGUUCAAAACCAAAAGUUAUAACUUUUCUUGCUAAAAUGGAAUCAAUAGCCACAGAUUCCGGUAAAAUCGUCAAAAUGGAAGUGGAUUACAGUUCCACUUGCGACGAAAAAAUCCCGGAAUGUCAAAAACUCGCCAAGUCUGGUAAAAUCCAUGAUGCACUUGAGCAGUUGCUUACUUUGGAAAAACAGACCAGAACUGGGGCUGAUAUGAUCUCAACCGGAAGGGUUUUGGUGGCAAUUUGCCAGAUAUGUAAGGAAGCAAAAAAUUGGGCACUACUUAAUGAAAACAUAAUUAUGCUAACAAAAAGAAGGUCUCAGUUAAAACAAGCUGUUACGAAGAUGGUACAAGAGUGCUGUACUUAUGUGGAUGAAACUCCUGAUAAGGAAACUAAAAUUAAACUUAUAGAUACCCUUAGACAAGUAACAGAAGGGAAAAUAUAUGUAGAAGUUGAAAGGGCACGGCUCACCCAUAAACUUGCAAAAAUCAGGGAGGAUGAAAACAAUAUUCAAGAGGCAGCAAAUAUCAUUCAAGAGUUGCAAGUGGAAACUUAUGGAUCCAUGGAAAAGAAGGAGAAAGUCGAGCUUAUAUUGGAACAGAUGAGGCUCUGCCUUGCCAAGCAAGAUUACAUUAAAACACAAAUAAUUUCAAAGAAAAUUAAUACCAAAUUUUUUGAGGAUGAAGGUACACAAGAGCUGAAGCUAAAGUAUUACAGGUUGAUGAUGGAACUUGAUGAACAUGAAGGCUCAUAUUUAGCAACAUGCAAGCACUACAGAGCAGUACUUAACACUACAACAAUUCAAGAAAAUCAACAAGAGAAGCAAGCUACAGCGAAAGCUGUUGUAGUUUAUCUUAUUCUGGCCCCAUAUGAUAAUGAACAAUCUGAUUUGACUCAUAGAGUGUUGGCAGAUAAAGUCCUGGAAGAAAUCCCACUAUAUAAGGCAUUAUUGAAGCUGUUUGUUACACCUGAGUUAAUAAAAUGGUCUGGCUUGUGUGAAUUAUAUGAAAAGGAGCUAAAGUCCACCCCUAUGUUUAGUGGAAAUGAGCAAGCUGCUAAAAGAUGGACAGAUCUCAAAUCUCGUGUAGUAGAGCACAAUAUCAGAGUAAUGGCCAAAUACUAUACCCGUAUCAAGAUCGCCAGGAUUGCUCAGUUGCUUGACUUAUCAGCAGCUGAAACGGAGGAAUUUUUAUCCAAUAUGGUUGUUAAUAAAAGUGUUGAAGCUAAAACUGAUAGACCAUCUGGGGUGGUGCAUUUCCAACAAUCGAAAGAUCCCAGCGACGUGCUUAACGACUGGGCACGUGACUUGUCCUCCCUGAUGCAAUUGGUAAACAAGACGACUCACCUUAUCAACAAGGAGGAGUGCGUCCAUAAACAUUUACAGGCAACGAAUGCAUGAGGGUCGCUCAAGGGCUGUUCUUACGAUGACAACGUUUCAUAUUUUUGAUUUUUUCUUAUUAAUAUAACCCCUUUUUGAUUUUUAAAUGUCGUCAUUGUGAGGAAGAUUAAAGCCCUGUAUAUCUGAAGUGUAUCUGAUCAAAGUUAUUAAGGAUGUAACAAGGUUGGACCCAAUUUAUGUUCGCUAUUUAGGUGUCAAGUUUUGUAAAGAAAUAUAAUCUGUCUGCUGUAAAAUAA
Molecule: messenger RNA, 1743 nt
Organism: Anthonomus grandis grandis
Lineage: Eukaryota; Metazoa; Arthropoda; Insecta; Coleoptera; Curculionidae
Gene: Rpn5
Product: 26S proteasome non-ATPase regulatory subunit 12
Exons: 8
Coding region: 149-1507 (452 amino acids)
Cellular component (GO): proteasome regulatory particle, lid subcomplex; cytoplasm; nuclear proteasome complex
Source: RefSeq, a predicted model, not a curated record